Messenger RNA from Labeo rohita (rohu), 3843 nucleotides. RefSeq lists its product as uncharacterized. The transcript is spliced from 8 exons. The record is from RefSeq and is a predicted model, not a curated record. Lineage: Eukaryota; Metazoa; Chordata; Actinopteri; Cypriniformes; Cyprinidae. The coding region runs from base 401 to 1027 and encodes 208 amino acids.
UCUCCGCUUCGUCGAGCCAAACUACAAACUAUAAUACACUUGUAUCUACGAUACAGUUUAUGUAAUUUGUCAGACCUUUAACAACUGAGAAGUCUAACAGUGCGGAUCAUUAAUUUAACAUCAUUAGCUCAUGUGAAUGUUGAACGCAUGAUCAGUUGUGUGGAACAGAGACCGGAAGAAGAGUUCCACACCAACACCAGAUCAAAAGUGAAAGGAAAAAAAGCAGCAGCAGUUCUCGUGUUUUUUUCUGACCAAAUCGCCGGAUUUCAUAUAAAACAUGUGAUCUAUUAAGGUUUUGUGGUUUUGUUUGUUUUCUAAGAAGCCUUAUGUUGGUUCUGUGACCUACACCGAGUUCUGUUCUUCCGCGAUUCACGAAUUUCCUCUUUUUCAUUAUUGAAUAAUGGACAUCAUCAACGUGUUGUGUGCAGAGAUUCAGACUCCAGUGGGUUUUCUGUAUGUGAUUCUGCCUGUUAUACUGAAUCAAUCACUCAGUGUUGAUUGUGAGCAGAGCUGGUAUUUACAGGACGGGCGUCUGAUAGCAGAUCCAUCAGAUCCUCAAAGAAUGAUUGAUCCUGCGACAGCUGUAAAAUCUGAUCGUCUCUUCACUUCUUACUGUGUGAAUCUGAAUCAUCAGAUCAUCUGUGAUUCUACUACUCAUUUCAGUCGUGAGAUCAUGUUCAGAGUGAGGAAUCAAACUGCAGUGACUCCAAACUCAGAUGUUGUGAAUGAAGUGACUCCAGAUCGCCAGCACUCAGAUCACUUCUGGUGGCUUUUAGCUGUUUUCAUCAUUGUUCUUCUCAUCAUCAUCUUGAUCUGUUUGAUGAAGCGUAAAAGGAUCUUCAGAUGUUUUCAGAGGUUAAUCUGUCAGCAUGAAGAUGAUGAUUCAAAAAACAGGCAAGUGGAUGAGCACCUUUCACACAGAUCUGAUGAGAAUGAAUCUUCAUCUGCUGUAACUGAUUGUGUUCGCUCAGAAAUCCUGAAGCUGCUGUUCAAGUGGAGCUCAGAUCUGAUGCUCCUGAUUCACUGAAUCAAUCUGAAUUGGAACAGUUAAACGGCUCCUUGUCAUGAGGAUGAUCGGUUUGAAUCGACCUUUAUUCAUCAUUAUUCAUGAUGAUGAAGUGGAGGGCUGCACUGGGUUUGGGCUCCCGGGAGACCUGGGGGAACCAACCCAAACCCAAAAUCUCGCUGGAGCAGGCGGUUUUACCUUUGCUGCAGGCGGGAGUGGGCGGUCAGAAUGUUUCGCGGGAGACCCGCGGGGAACGGUGGGAUUUGGCGUGUAAAUGCUGGACCGGGAAACACUAAGCCGACUUCAAAUAACUAGCGGCUACGAAAGCUGAUGGUGUCGGCACCUCGCGUCGGCAGCGUCUGGAUAAAAAGCUGUGCUCAAACACACCGCAUGGCUGAGUAUCGCGAGAACCAAACGAGAUCUGGUGCACAAUCUAAGAUGGCGGCACCCCACUGCUAGACAAACUUUUUUUCCGUUGCAACCCGGAUCACCAUGAGGAAUGUAUCAACACGCAUCACACCAGACUUUACAGCACCAUGAACAAGGACAAACCAGAUGACAACAAAAAAGUAAAGGCAGCCUCACCCCAAACUCUAAAAGACCCCGUCCUGAUUCACUCACCAGCACAGGUACAACACCAUCCACAUCACCUAAAUCACCGUGCUGCAUGAGGGACAUGCCAGAUGAUCCCGAAAAAUCAGUUAAGGACUUCAUGAUUAAGCAACUCAAAUUACCAGCCGAAACUGUACAGAACAUCACCUUUCACCGCGUGCAUCGAUCAGAUCUCAAAACAAUAACAAUCACCCACGUCCAAUCAUCGCAAAAUGAAAAAACAUAAACAAAAUGAGCUGGUUCAGAGGCAAGGGAAGACAACUCAAAGACACAAACUACGGACUCAAGGAUCAAUACCCAAAGGACAUUCUGGAGCAUUGAAAACAUCUCUUCCCGAUCCGAAAGCAAAUGAUGAAUGAAGGAAAAAAGGCAACCAUCUCUGUGGACAAACUUUACAUAAGUGGACAGUUAUAUUGUGAUAGAGACAUUACUCCAUAACACUACAAAUUGUAAAGAGUUAAUUUUAACUCCUCUCUGAAAUUCUUCAUAGAUAUCAUUUUUUUGCAAGAAUGAGCACAGCUGAGCAGAUACAACUUUCUCUAAAAUUUUAGACAUAAAUUCAGGGGUUUAAUGUCUUGCUCAAGGGACUCACCUUAGUCGUGUAUUGAGGGUGGAGAGAGUGCUGGUUAUUCACUCCCACCACCUUCAAUCCCUGCCGGACCUGAGACUCAAACCCACAACCUUUCGGUUACAAGCCCGACUCCCUAACAUUUUUAACACCCUGACAGUGUUACUAACAAACUAAACACUAAACUUAAAAUGUAAACUAUUAACACCAGGGUGGAUGAUGAAAACACCAAUGUUGCUGUUCAAAGUUAACACUCAUGGAUUAACUGGUCAACGCAAUACCAGUGGUCAGGGGAAAAUAUUUCACCAUUAUUUCUAUAGCGGUUUUUACAAUGCAGAUUGUGUCAAAUCAGCUUUACAGUAUUAAAUAGGGAAACAGUGUGUCGAAAUCUAGGCUGCAACAAAGUCAGAUUGAGCAGAGGACUUGUUUGGUUCCCGUGGUGUUGUGCCGAUGAGUGUGUAGUUUGACGAGGUGUUCGCAGGGGAUCCGUCUCUGAUCUGAUCUGAAUAUGACACGAGCAAGAGUUAAGAGUGCUGUUUUUGUUUCGUUUCUGUUUCCGAAUAUGAAUCCGCGCUGGCUUCGGCGAAUCACUGAUACACUAAGCCGUUCAUAAAAACAGUCAUUUGAUUCGCUCCUGAAGGAUUCAGCUGUUUUAAAAGAAUCGUUUGAAUGACUCAGUGAUUCAGUCAUGAACACUUGCUGCCACCUGCUGGCGGUUUUCAGUUUCCCAACAAAUUACAUUCUUUCCCAACAUACUAAUAUAUUCAGAGUUUCGUAUUUAAAACAUUAAUCUCAUAACAUUAUUUAUGCAAGUAUAAAUACAAUCUAAAUGUAUAAAUACCACAUCUAAAUGCCACUUCAUUCAGCCUCUGUGCAGUGCGAAGAUUUUUGUUUACAUGAAGAGCUUUGUUUGCGUGAUUUCAUGGAUAACAAUAGUCAGUCACUGAUUCACAUUAACGAAGUAUUCAGAGAAAAAUCCUUUCUGUUUUCAUUUAUGAAAUUUUGAUUAAUGUUGUAGAAUUAACAGAAAUUAACAGAAUACUGCAUGGUAUCGUGAUACUUCAGCUGUUAUAGUAUCGUUAGUCAUUUUUAUGGUAUCGUGACAACACCAGUCCCUAGUACCCUUCUCUCUCCCUCCAUCGCCCUCUUUCUCCCUCCAUCUGUCUCUAUCUUUCCACAUUUUAAGUCAUGAAAUAGGCUCUUAUGUUGCACCUGGAUCUUACGCCAAAUGUAAUGGUCCUUGUAUUGUUGUUGUUGUUGUUGUUGUUGUUGUUUUUAUUGUUGUUUUUCUACAUACACACUGUCAUUUGGUUUCCUUAUGUUAGUCUGCUAACAACAUCAAAAUGUUAUUCACAUUUCACAUGUACACAUGGUCAACACUCCAUAGACACACACACACACACACACACACCUAUACACAGCACUCAUACAUUAUACAUUUAUACAAUUUACAUUUCACUUUCAUAACAUUUUCUACCUGGAAUGUUCAUGGAAUGGGUUCUCAUGCAAAGAAGGUCAAAGUUUUGAAUCAUUUAAAUAAACUACAUGCUGACAUAUGCCUUUUGCAAUAAACACAUCUAUUAGACUCAGAUCAAGAAAAAUUUUAAAUCAUCAGAGUACAAUCAUUUAUUCUCAGCUCAACACAAUACAAAACAAA